Molecule: messenger RNA, 1261 nt
Organism: Bactrocera latifrons
Lineage: Eukaryota; Metazoa; Arthropoda; Insecta; Diptera; Tephritidae
Product: carbonic anhydrase 2-like
Exons: 6
Coding region: 166-1083 (305 amino acids)
Cellular component (GO): cytoplasm
Molecular function (GO): carbonate dehydratase activity; zinc ion binding
Source: RefSeq, a predicted model, not a curated record
GCAGGUUAGUAGCGUCUGUAAAACCUAUUACUAUACUGACGGCAUUUGCAACGCCAACAAAGCACCCGGCUGGCACAUAAGUAACGGAAGUUCAAAGUUUUUCUCCAAAUAACAAAUAAGUGCUUCUUAUUGUUGUAUUGUAUUCUAAGUGUUUGUGGAUCCAUAAUGCAUUUCGCCGAGUUUUUCAAACUUUGUCAGAAGUUGCUAUUUUUCUUGCCCCUAACCACCGCUAAUAAUCCAGAAACAACUACAACUGCACAGCGCGGUGGUUCUUUCAACUAUGACAACCCCGCCGAAUGGCAACUGGAUUAUCCGCAAUGUGGUGGUCAAAAGCAAUCGCCAAUUGCCAUUAACUCAAAUAAGGUAGUGGACGUCGAUAUUUCACCGAUUGUAUUCGGAAACUAUGAUGUCUUUCUUUCCAACUAUAUURUUUUAGAGAACAAUGGACACACAAUCAAAUUCAAUGUACCACCAACAAUUGAAAAUCAGAUACCGUACAUUACAAAUGGACCACUUAAGGACAUCUACGAAGCCGUAGAGGUACACUUCCAUUGGGGUUCACCAUUGACUAAGGGUUCCGAGCAUCAACUCAAUGGCAAACGUUAUGACGUCGAAAUGCAUGUAGUACACAAAAACUCAAAAUACGAAACUGUGGAGGWGGCGCGCGAGUUCGAAGAUGGUCUUUCGGUGAUAGGCGCUUUCUUUAAAGUGGAAAAGACUAUUGCCAGUAAUUUCUUCCCUGGUCCGAGCACGGUCUUCAACACUGUGCCGUUUGUGCUUCGUUAUAAUUCAACGGCCUCGACACGACAAUUGAUUACAUUGGGCUCGCURCUGGCGAAUAUUAAUCGUGACAACUUUUACACCUAUCAGGGUUCACUSACGACACCGCCCUGUUCCGAAGCGGUCACAUGGGUUGUGUACCCGRAUGUUAUACCCAUCUCUGUAUUUAAUCUGAAAAACUUUUGGUUUGUACGCGAUGAGGAGGGCCGGAAAUUACUAAACAACUAUAGACCUUUGCAACCGAUUGGUAAUCGUACAGUAUAUUAUCGAUCAGAUAUGUUUGUAGUKGAUUAUUACUAUUAGAUUUGGAUUUUUUUAUGGACUUCAAAAAAAGCAUGAAAGCACGGCUUUUUUAGAGACUAAAUAUUAGAAGAAUUUAGUUACAAAAUAGCCAAUUUUCGUAUUUACAUUUCGAAAGCCUUAAAUUAUUUUUAUAUUGUUAUGUAAAUUUGUUAAUACUAAAAAUAAAGCAGUAAAAUGU